Messenger RNA from Thecamonas trahens ATCC 50062, 725 nucleotides. RefSeq lists its product as uncharacterized. The transcript has a single exon. NCBI's taxonomy places the organism in Eukaryota, Apusomonadida, Apusomonadidae. The record is from RefSeq and is a predicted model, not a curated record. Bases 25 to 711 code for a protein of 228 amino acids.
GCCAACGCAGCAGAAAGGGAGAGAAUGAUAGCAAGAAUGGGCACGGGCCUGGUGGUGGUGGUGCUGUUGGCGCUGGUGGCGGGAGCAGCAGGGCGGAGCGUGGGCGAGCCGUUGCAUCCCUCGUGGCCGAGCGUCGGCUUUUCAGCGCCGUACACAUACACUGUGACAGGCAAGGACGGGACGAAUGCGACGACCGAGGGCUUUAUGCAGUAUGCCUUUGCGGCCGGUUCGAACGGUUGGGCCAUGCGGAUGAAGACGGCAGAAGUCGGCGUGUGCGCCGUCUAUGCUGGCGCGUUGGACAUGGAUCCGGCUACGGCCGACUGCACCCUGCUCAUGCUCGGCUCGCACGCCUUCCCGGUUCCCAACGCGGUCUUCCUCAUGGUGGACUCGCACUGCUGCCUGAUCAACAACACCGGUAAUGUGGCCAACACGUGGCUGGAUGGCUUUGACUACGCCGGGUCGCAGGAGUGGGACGGGGUGCCGGCCGAUGUGUGGACCAUGCAGGCCAACCAGCUCAACUACUAUGUCAUGGCCGCCAACGCCACCUCGAUAGAGGACUCGAUCGCUGUCGGCAUCUUCCAGCCCUUCCACAUGAUGGAGUUCCACGACUUUACCGUCGGACCGCAGCCUGCCGAUGCCUUUUCCACGCCUGACAUGUGCACUCUGCGCAAGUGCCCGGGCGGCAUCAUGUCGCCGUUUGACCGCCAUUGAGCGGCGUUGUAGCU